CGCGAGAGUCGCGUGCUUGGCUUGUGGUUUUGCUUCCUCAAAAUGUAAACACUGGGAGCUGGUUUUCUAGCUAGAUACACACAUUUCAGGAAGACAGUGCGGUUGUUAACUACGCUGGGAUGAGUUCAAUUUCCUGGUGGUCAAAAUGGAGAAUAAAGGGACUGAUGAGGUGGAGAAAUUGAAGACAAAGUUCUUGUCAGCAUGGCACAAUGUGAAGUACAGUUGGGCUUUGAAGUCAAAAACCUACUUUAGCAGAAAUUCCCCAGUGUUCCUUCUGGGGAAAUGCUACCAUUUUAAGGCUGAAGAUGAGGAUAGCCCAACAGAGAGCUGCAGCACUGAGGCCUGUGAUGCAUCCCCCGCCACAGGGGGUGACGUGGAUGCCUUCCGGAGGGACUUUGCGUCCCGUGUGUGGUUGACCUACAGAGAGGAGUUCCCUGCCCUGCCAGGCUCCACCCUAACCUCUGACUGUGGCUGGGGUUGCAUGCUGAGGGCAGGACAAAUGAUGCUGGCUCAGGCCCUCAUACUACACUUCCUGGGCAGAGACUGGACAUGGUCGGAGGCGUUGGCUCUCCAGCCUCUGGACACAGAGACCUGGACCACCAGUGCAGCCAAGCGUCUGGUGGCUGGCCUGGAGGCCUCACUGCAGGGGGAGAGGCCCUCGGACCCAGGGCCAAUGCUUCAUGCUCUGGGGGCCCCUGGGGGAGCGGAGGAGGCUGACACCCACCUGAGGGAGGUCUACCACCGCACCCUGGUGUCCUGGCUUGGGGACAGCCCCCAGGCACAGCUGGGUAUCCACAGGCUGGUGGGGUUAGGCCUGGUGUCUGGGAAACGGGCAGGGGACUGGUAUGGCCCUGCUGUGGUGGCACACAUCCUGAGAAAAGCUGUAGAGGAGGCAACAGACCCUGGGCUGUCGGGCAUAACUGCUUAUGUUUCCCAGGACUGUGCAGUGUACAGUGCUGAUGUCAUCGAUAGCCACCAGUCGUGUGUGGCUGGGGGAGCCGAUGCCCCGCCCCUUACGGACAGCCGGGCGGUCAUCAUUCUCAUCCCAGUCCGGCUGGGGGGAGAGAAGACCAACCCAGAGUACUUCAACUUUGUCAAGAGCAUAUUGAGUCUGGAGUACUGUAUCGGCAUCAUCGGGGGCAAGCCCAAACAGGCCUGCUACUUCGUUGGCUUUCAAGAUGACAGCUUGAUUUACAUGGACCCUCAUUACUGUCAGUCUUUUGUGGAUGUCAGCACUAACCAUUUCCCUCUUCAGUCGUAUCAUUGCCCGUCGCCAAAGAAGAUGCCUUUCAGUAAGAUGGACCCCAGUUGUACCAUAGGCUUCUACUCUAGAAGUGUCCAGGACUACCAGACAAUCAGCCACGAACUGUCCAAGGUGUUGCUGCCAUCAGCGAAGGAGAAAUACCCAGCAUUCACUUUCAUGCAAGGUCACGGAAAAGAUUACAACCUUUCGGCAGAGUUGACCCCGGAGAAGAGGGAAUGGCCAUUUAUCCGUGACCCACAGAGAGCGGCCGCUACAGCUGGAGACUUCGUGCUGCUCUGAAGGCCGACGCCAAGGUCAAAGGUCAUGGUCUGAGACUUUUCAACGACUGGCGAAGUGACUUUACCAGACAGACUGAAACAGGCUUAUCCAAGGCCAGGACUCUGCAAACUGGACCUCUCACAACCCCAUCCCAGACAUGGAUCUGGUAUCUAUUACACAAUUAUGAAGAUACAUAGCCAGUAUUACAUUUUCCUCACACCAGCAUUCAUGACUUAAUACGCAAAACCUAAAAAUAUUAUAAUUAUCCUAUACUGUAGAUAGUUGCUGUUAGUUUUGACUGUUCCAUGGAAAUCAGUAACAUAGGGCAAAAUAUCAAACAAACAUACCAUGGGUCUGUAAGGGGUAUGAGGUUGUAAUGAGGGUUAUGCGCUGUACUGUAUCUUAUACACUGCGUUAUUGAUACCGAUGGAGAAUUGGGUGCCUUGGCUUAUUGGAAGACUAACUCUCAGCCAAAUAUAACACACAUUUGCCUUGUAAGGAAAUCAUUGCUGCACUUUAGUAGAUGGUAGUCAUCAUAGGAUAUGUGUGAGGAUAUCACUGUGGUUCUGUAGCUGGGCCUUAUAACAAAGUGAAGUGCUAUAGGAGAGUGCCGUUCACAUACUGUAAUUAGAAGUAUUUAGCAAUACUCCAAAAGUACUGGAGGUUUUAAUGGUAAAAUAUGUUCUAGGGUUACACUCUUGUGAUUUCGAGACCACAUUUACAUUAGGGGGAAAAGUUUUAUGUUGCCAAAUCAUUUCAAGAAGAUACAUUACUUUGGUUCAUAACAGUUAUUUAUUUAUUUCAAAGCAAAUUAAAUGUCUAAAUGGAAUGGUUUUCCAAUGUCACAGUCAAACCCAUCUAUAGAGGGGACCGGUACAAUACCUUGCUUCUCUUUGUACUUUCACAAUAAUUACACUAGUUACAAACUUUAAAUACACUAUAACCACAUACUAAGUUAAUUGCGGUAAUUGAAUCAUCUCAUUUAAAUGGUGACAUUUGUAGAAUCCACAAUUUGUUAUGUGGGUUGAAUGUAAUUGAAAUGUUGUACGAUUAUGUGUGACUGUUUCUAGAUCAGCCCCUGAACUGUAAAGGCAUAAAGACAGCUACAUUCUACCCGUGUUGCCAAAUGUUCACAAAAUUCAGCUCUUUAUCACAAUAUUGAUUCUCACACUGCUGUGCAGCAAAGUAGAAUAAAGUCAUAAAACCUUUUA
Molecule: messenger RNA, 2733 nt
Organism: Coregonus clupeaformis (lake whitefish)
Lineage: Eukaryota; Metazoa; Chordata; Actinopteri; Salmoniformes; Salmonidae
Gene: atg4c
Product: autophagy related 4C, cysteine peptidase
Exons: 11
Coding region: 146-1543 (465 amino acids)
Molecular function (GO): protein-phosphatidylethanolamide deconjugating activity
Source: RefSeq, a predicted model, not a curated record